This is a messenger RNA of Rotaria sp. Silwood1, 1681 nucleotides long. Lineage: Eukaryota; Metazoa; Rotifera; Eurotatoria; Philodinida; Philodinidae. The record is from the annotation of a GenBank genome assembly.
UUUUUUUAUGAGCCACAAGAUCAUUUAAGUCGAAGAAAACAAAGAAUAUUGUAUACAGUGUAUUAUUGCAUGUUUUAUUGAAAUUUUCACAAUGUCCCUUGAAAGGAACAUUGGGCUCUUAAGCGUUAAAUUUCAUAUUAAAAUACUAAAUAUCUCUAUUAAAUUAAUUCGAUCAUUUGAAUAAUUCUUUAUUCGAUUUAUAUUCAAUAAAAUUUAUUUCUUAAAAAUUUUUCUAAAAUAUAUUCAUCGGUUUAUUAUUGUUUGAUUAUUCAAAUAAUUGAAUAAUUAUUUCCAGUCAAUUGAGAUCGAGAAUAUUUUAUAUUGAAACAAAUCAAGAGGAAUUUGUUUUUUCUUUAUUAAUGAAAUAAAAAAUAUCGAAGAAUAAUAUAUUAUUCAAUAUAAAUAUUCUGUUAUUAAAUCAAUUAUUUAGAUGUGUCGAAAAUAAGAUUUUAGUUUUUUUUGAAAAAUUUUACAUUUAAGAAGAAAGAAAACAAACAAAAAAAAUCAAAUCGAAUUUUUUAUAUAUCUAUGUUAAUUUGACUAAUUAAUAUUUAAGACGAAUUUCAAUUGAAUUUAACGAGAGUUUUUCGAUUUGGGCAAGUGAGAACAACUUUCAUAUAGAAUAUUUUUGCAUUUAAUUUUUUAUUAUUUAAACAAUUUAAUUUAUAGAAAUAGAAAUAGAAUAGAUAAUUCUCUUCUCUCUCAUCAUGGAUAAAUAUUGAUGAAAUUAAAAAAAAUUCUAAAUAGAAAAUCUUCGUUAAUCAUUAAAAUCAAAUAAUGAAAAUUCUUAUAAAUAAUUAUUUUAAUUAAAGAUUGAUCAUUUUUUAAAAACAAGUUUAUAUAUAUAUACAUAAAGUCUAUCGAAAAAUCAAUGAUCGAGUGUUUUUGAAAUCGAAUCAAAAUAAAUUUAAUAAAUUAUAAUAAAAUAUUUAAAUAUUGAUUGAAAUUAUUUGAAUAUAUAAUAUUAUUAUUUAUUUAUUGUUUUUAAUAAAGAAAUGAUGAUAUAUCUGAUUGUUACAAUCGAGUUCGUUAUAUUCGAGAUGCUUGUAAAGUAUUAUCUGAUCUUUGGAAAACCGAUAAGGAUUUUUUAAAUAAAAGUAUUGAUAAUGAUGUUGCACGUUCUUAUCGUUUACCAUAUGGAACAAGUGGAGCUUCAUCGUCAACUAUUCGUCAAACAAUGACUGAACUUCGAGAUAAUUAUGAAAAAGCUCAACAAAAAUUAGAAGCAGCUGAUGCCAAUUGGAAAAAAUUUCAAACACGAUCUGAUCGUUUAACAUUACCAAAUUUUGAUGAACGUUUACGUGAAUUAGAAGAUAUUCGUUGUGAAUGUGAACAAGCUCGAACAUUAUCACAUGAUAUAUAUGCAGCUGAAACAUAUAAAGUUGCUAGUGAAGAACAUUCAAUAACAAUUAAACUUUUUUAUCAAUAUUUAUAUGAAGAAAAUACAUUUUAUAAUCAUGUAUCGAAAUAUUUAUCAUCACCAAUGCCUGAAAUUGAACAAAGAUUAGAAAAUGAUGAAUUAAUUCCAUCAUUUGGUUAUGAUCUUGCUAAACAUUGUUUAAAACGAAAUGAUACACUUAUUGCUUAUCCUAUUGAAAUAUGUAUUAGACUUUUAGAAAAUAGUUUAAAUGAACAAGGUCUUUUUCGUAUUGCACCAUCACAAGGAAAACAAAAAAAAUAG